Molecule: messenger RNA, 2229 nt
Organism: Penicillium pulvis
Lineage: Eukaryota; Fungi; Ascomycota; Eurotiomycetes; Eurotiales; Aspergillaceae
Exons: 3
Coding region: 1-2229 (742 amino acids)
Source: RefSeq, a predicted model, not a curated record
AUGUAUUCGCAUAUCGACUAUCCCGGUAGCACCGUGACAGCAGUUCACUGCAAAGCCCAAGAAGACCUACCAAUCGUCGAUCGCCUCCUAGAGCCUCAAACAAUCGCCCAUUUCCUCGGCUUUGCCAUCAGCAAUGCCCUCCCAAACGGGACUCAACCCGACGCAUCCGUAAUCCGCCUAAACAGAUCCGAAAUCCCUCAACUCCAAGCAAACUUUCCCCCAAACUCUACCGGGCUAUCAAUUAUAGAUCGCGUCACAAGCCGCAUCGGCUCCGAAGAAGAUAGUGCACGUCUCUGCCUUGUCGGGAAAAACAUCCAUUCCCUAAAAUCCCGGCUAUGGGAAGGAAUUAUUCCAUUAAGCGAUACCCGCUGGAAAGAGAAACAACUAGAUGAGUUGGGAAACUUUGAAUAUGCAUGCCACCAUAUCACGGCAGUGGUUGCUGUCUUCGAGUACCUGAACACACCGAUUGUACGAAAAUACCUGCGUGACACUUACAACCUUAUUUAUGAUCACUGGGUCAGCGCGGAUACGCUGCUUAAUGCGGACAGAGAUCGGGAUGGGUUACCACGUAUCAGUCUUGCGAAAUUAUGGACGCUGUACAUGGCGACCCAUUUCGAGGUCAUGACGCAGCGAGCGCAUGCCUGGGUUACUGCACAUGUGGAGGGGCUUCGGGCUCCGCAGUUACAGGGUUUACUUGAUCAUCAUGUGCCACCUGGGGUGACUGCGCCUGAUCGGUUGCAGUGGAGGUUUAUGGAUAAUCUGCAUGUGUUGUUGGAAACUGGUGUUAAGGCUGAUUCUUUGAUUAUGAUUCCUAUGGCAGGGUAUAAGGGGUAUGCGGAGAUUUAUCCGGAACGAGUUGCUGCGGCUGCGGCUUUGGGUGAGUUGGGUGUUAGUAAUGCCGAGCGAAGGGGGAGAGCUUAUGCGGCGCGUAUGAAGGCGCGAAGUCAUCAGAUUGUGUUUGAUAAUAUGAGACCGUGGAAUAGUGAUGGGAGGGGCCAGGAGGGGCCAUCUGGGGAGAGAUAUCGGCGUUUGGCUUUGGAGCAGAUUCAGGCUCAGAAUGAGGUUAGGGAGUUGAUGCGUGGGGCGGCUAGGCCUUUGCCGAAAGAGUCUUGGAUCAGUUCUUGCCUUGAGUCUAGGGAGAAUGGCGACGCUGAUAAAAAGGUUGACUUUGGGUUGACGAUUUAUCGGCUGACUUAUGGGCAGUCGGAGGCUGAGUGGACCGAGUUUGUUCAGAAGCUUGAGGCGCAUAUUUCCAAUUGGGGAGAUGGGCAGACGGGGUCCCAUAUUCUCAAACCGCGCUUGAAACUCUGUUGGGUUGAUGGAAAGGAACAUGAUAUUGGGGAAGGUGAUGUUGAAGCUGCUAAACGACACUUCCACAAGGCGAAUGAAGAUAGUGGUGAUAACAAAAAUCUACGCAUGCAGGAUAAUGCCUUCAUAGCCAUCGACUCAGCCUCAUUCGCUUCCUACACCACGAAAUCUUACCGAGCGGCUACAUCAAUGGUUCUGGCUGGCGACUUCAGCGGCUUCGUUCUUGCCGUUGACGCAGACUUCGACCCGAAAGUAGGCAUCAGUCGACCCGACGAAUCUCCUGGCUACGCUGGCCAAAUGCGAGUUCUUGGAGGACUCGUCUGGGGUGACUUCUACGCUUCCUUUGCGUCCCAAUCAGCAUUACUAGAAGAUCUAUGGCCCUUGGCAAUAGACCACCCAAACCAGGUAUAUGUUGGUCCAACGACACCAAUGCAGGUCUACGUAUGGAGGAAGCAGAAUGCGGCGCGGUGGAUUCUCCUACGAGAAUUGGUGGAAUAUGCAAAGCGUAAGAUGGGGAUAGCUACAUCAUCAACAUCUGCGUCAACGUCUGCAUCUACACCUAGAGGUCCAUCAUCUUCUGCGAAUGUCUCGAAUGAAGCACCACAGCCGACAUCAACAUCACAAGCAGCGGAGGGCGCUGUUCCACGUCCAGUCGCGGAUCCUGAUCCUAUCAAUGCGCAACUUCGUCAGAUUAUGCUCCGGGAAUUCCAGCGCUAUCUGCGCCGACGUGAUCAACAUGUUCCGGCGGUCAUGGUUGAUGAAAUGUUGGAUACUCCUCAAGGCGCUAAUAUAGAUGUUGAUCGGCUGCGACGGCGAGUGGACGCUGAUUCGGAGAGGCGAGAGCAGCAACAACGGGAUGGGAUAGAUCCGAAUUAUGAGGACGAGGCGGGUGGACUUCCACCGGAUUGUGUUCCACAGUAG